GUCUCGCUCUUUCCCCGGGCUGGAGUGCAGUGGCGCGAUCUCGGCUCACUGCAAGCUCCGCCUACCGGGUUCAUGCCAUUCUCCCGCCUCAGCCUCCCGAGUAGCUGGGACUACAGGCACCCGCAGCCACACCUGGCUAAUUAUUUGUAUUUUUAGUAGGGACGGGGUUUCACCGUGUUAGCCAGAAUGGUCUCAUCUCCUGACCUCAUGAUCCACCUGCCUCGGCCUCCCAAAGUGCUGGGAUUACAGGCGUGAGCCACCGCGCCUGGCUACUGGGGUCACUAUUGAAGUUGGCUAAUGUCACUAUUGAAGUCAAGUGAGAGGGCCCUCUUGGAGUCAGACCACCUAGGUUCAAAUUCUGGCUCCUGCUUCCGGCUCCUUUCCUCUGUCCCCCUUCUCCCCUCGGUGCCCUCCAACCAGUGGGCCUGGGAAAACGUGUUCAUGCUGGAAAUGCCUGCCCAGCCCUUGCCCAGUCACACAGAGCAAGUGCCCCAGAAAUGUCCUGAACCUCAGUUUACUGAGGGGAAACUAAGAACCUUCUGGCUACAGCUCUUGGGCUGAGCAGGGAUUAGGCUCGGGUCUGCGAUCCCAGGCCCUGAGGCCUCCCAGAGGCUUGGUUGAGAGCUCUGGCUCUCACUCCCCCACCUCCACCCAGCACCUGCCCCGGUCCAGGCUCACCCCCUACCCCUCCACCUGGUCAGUGGUGGCUCGGCCUCCUCUCAGCCCCUCCACCCCUCCUGGCUGUACACACCCUCAAGCUAACGGAACUCAAACUGGUGGAGGAAGGCCUGCCCUGUCCCUCCCAGCCCCUGCCUCUCCCUCCCUACUCCCAGCCUCACUGGACCACUUUCAAGUCCUCCAGUGCUCCAGGCUCCAUCUUCAUGCCUCCAGGCCUUUGCACGUGCUGGUCCCUCUCCCAUUUUCCUGGUUAACUCCUCCACCUCCAUCCGAGCUAGGAUCUUCCCCUAGAGAGUGUCCCAGUUAGCACCACCCCACAACACACACACACACCGACAUACACUCCCCACAUCACAGGGACCACAUCCCACACAGGCACAGACACACUGCAUGACACAGAUCACAGGCACAAAGGUGCAUGCUCUAGCGUGCAUGCGUGCACACAUACACACUCCCACUCCAUAUGCCAAUACACUUAUCCCCCCACUCCCACAUCACACAGACGGUUGGUUCACACACUCCUCACAUGCUCUGGCCACACAGUAAACACACACAGACCACAGAGCUCAUGUCUGGGCUGCCCUGGUGCCCUCCUCUUGGCUCGUGCCCCCAGCCUCAGCAUUUACCCCCCAUUGAGGGCAGGGACCCAUCCAUCUCCGUUUUCCUCCAUUUCAGCUCAGGGCCCUGCACCAAGUCUCUCCCAGUUAUUGCUUGGACCCGGACUCCUCCCACAGUCACCACUGUCACAGUCCCACCUCCUUCAAGGUCUCAAACACCCCUCCCCUGUUUCUGGCAGGAGCCAUCCUCACUCCCUCUAUUGCCUCUCCAGACCCAGACUUCACCCUCAGGUCACCCUCACCUGGACUUUGGGGUGCCCCACACCCCGCCCCAGGCCCUGGCCUCUGGAAUAUUUGGAAACUUGAACUGGGCCAGAGGCUUAAGCUCACAUCUGUCUGGAGCCUCAACUUUCUCCUCUGUAAAAUGGGCUAACGCUGAAAGAACCUUGCAGAAUCUCAGCAACGUCACAGUGGACAUUGUUAGCACAGCCAGCGGGCUCCUGCUGGGCUGAGUUUGUGGGUAAUCCAAGCCUCGGCAGGUACAGUUCCUCCCUCAGGGCCCAGGACACAGUGAGCAUACAAUAGACAUUAGCUGCUGUGGUGUCUUGAUUUCAAGCCCAGUGCAGAUGCAUCUGACUUAUGAAACUUCAGUGACACCUGCUCUGUGCCAGACACUGAAGAUGGAGCAGUGAACAGCACUGACCCAGCCUGUCCUCCUGUUGCCUGCAGGCCAGACGGAGUCUCACUCUGUCACCAGGCUGGAGUACAGUGGCGUGAUCUCGGCUCACUGCAACCUCCGCCUCCCAGGUUCAAGCGAUUCUCCUGCCUCAGCCUCCCAAGUAGCUGGGAUUACAGACGUGUGUCACCAUGCCCUGUUAAUUUUUGUUUGUUUUGUUUUUUGUUUUGUUUUGUUUUGUUUUUUGUGUUUUUUUUGAGACGGAGUCUUGCUCUGUCGCCCAGGCUGGAGUGCAGUGGCCCUGAUCUCAGCUCACCGCAAGCUCCGCCUCGCAGGUUCAUGCCAUUCUCCGGCCUCAGCCUCCCGAGUAGCUGGGACUACAGGCAUCCGCCACCACACCCAGCUAAUUUUUUGUAUUUUUUUUAGUAGAGACGGGGUUUCACUGUGUUAGCCAGGAUGGUCUCGAUCUCCUGACCUCGUGAUCCACCCAAGGCCUCGGCCUCCCAAAGUGCUGGGAUUACAGGCAUGAGCCACCGUGCCCGGUCAAUUUUUAUAUUUUUAGUAGAGACAGGGUUUCACCAUGUUGGCCAGGCUGGUGUCGAACUCCCAACCUCAGGUGAUUGUCGGCCUUGGCCUCCCAAAGUGCUGGGAUUACAGGCGUGAGCCACCGUGCCCAGCCGGUGGGCAGCCAGUUGUGUUCCGGGAGGAGGAGGACACCCUGGAAAGACAGUGGGGCCAGACACUGAACUGCCUUUGGAAGCAAGUAGGAGCAACAGCGAAGGUUUGCUGGCUCAGAAGCAAGUUCUCGCUGUGUUACCCGGGCUGGAGUGCAGUGGCUACUUACAGGCAUGAUCAUAGCAUACUGCAGCCUCGAACUCCUGGACUAAAGCAGUUCUCCUGCCUCAGCCUCCAGAGCAGCUGGGACUGCAGACACGCACCACAGAGCCCAGCCUGAGUCAUUUUGAUUCUGUAACUGGCUUCCUCUCAGCGGGCAGGCUCACACCCUCCACCCCCAGCUGGAGAUGGAAGGAGGAUGCUCACCGUUCAUUCCUCAUGCAGGCCAUCGAUGGAAAUGUCAGACAGUGAGAGUCCAUGCCUGAACACUUCUGGGGUCCGCUCUGGGACUGACACUGGCAGAUCCAUCGAUGAGCUCCCGCCUGCCACCUCUGGGCCUGCAUUGCGGUGAUACGGCCAAGGGCCUGGGCCUUCAAUUCUCCGGACUUGCCGAAUGCUCAGCGCAGGCCUCGUCGGCAACUGCAGACAAGCAGAGGCAGCACCUGGGCUCUGCCUGUGCCUGGCACAGUGAAGCGAGGGUGGGGGCAGGAAUAAGGGUCCUCUCCAUGCAAGGGGGGAAGAUAGAACAACAAAAUUUCACCCUAAUGUAGUGUCUUUAGACCGUGCAAUGUUGUGCUCCUGUUAGUCUGAUAUCAGGGGCUUGCAGCCUGGCAAAGGAAAAAAAACAGGCUGAGGCACGUGAUAGAAGAAAGGCAGGGAUGCCACAAUCAUAACCAUGGCAAAGACCAGGAUCAGAAAGGCCCACCAUCUCUGACCCCAAAUCCCUGGGCAGAUGGUUCCAGAACUCAGAAUUUUCCCAGUUGUAGAAAGAUGGGGCCAGGUGCAGUGGGUCACGCCUGUAAUCCCAGCAUUUUGGGAGUACGAGGUGGGCGGAUCACCUGAGGUCAGGAGUUCGAGACCAGCCUGGCCAACAUGGUGAAACCCUGUCUCUACUAAAAAAAAAAAAAAAAAAAAAAAAUUAGCCGGGCAUGGCAAUGCAUGCCUGUAAUCCCAGCUACUCGGGAGGCUGAGGCAGGAGAAUUGCUUGAACCCGGGAGACGGAGGUUGCAGUGAGCCAAGAUCCGCGCCACUACACUCCAGUCCGGGCGACAGAGCAAGAGUCCAUCCCCCACCGCCAAAAAAAAAAAAAAAAAGAAAGAAAGAUGAUGUGAUACAUAUCACAUAUUUCCUAACACCCCCAACCAAACACAUUUAUGCAUCUGCUGCAAAGCAGACGAGGAAAGAUUCUAAAUAGGCUCUGAAUCUUAGUUUUCUCAUCUCUACAAUGGGGUAGUGAUGGCAUGCACCUCCCAGGGCUGUUCUGAGAAUCUGAUGCCUCCCAUUGCACUGGUGAGCCUGGCACCGGUACAGGUCCCACCCCAGGCCCUUUGAACUGGCUGUUCCUUUGGCCUGGAACAUUCUUCCCCAGAUACCUCCUGAGAGGGCUCCCUCACUUCCUUCAGGACACUGCUCAAAUGCUACCUCUUCACAGAGGCUUUCCCUGACCUCCCCGUCUCUUUCCUCUUCCUGCAUAGCCUCUGUCACCUGACAUUUUAUGUCGUAAAUUACUCAUUUAUUAAUUUCCUGCUCUCCCACAGUGGCACCCGAGCUCUGUGAGGGCAAGACUUUGUUCGGUUGUGGGCUAUGCCCCCAACCCCUCGGACAGUGCCUGCGCAGGUGGACAUUUUUGUUGGAUGAAGGAUUUUCUGUUAAAUGUGUCUGGCACACACAGAAAAAUAAAGCCCAGCAGGUACGAUGGUGAUUAUUAUCGUUA
Gorilla gorilla gorilla (western lowland gorilla) is the source of this 4459-nucleotide messenger RNA. RefSeq lists its product as uncharacterized. NCBI's taxonomy places the organism in Eukaryota, Metazoa, Chordata, Mammalia, Primates, Hominidae. The record is from RefSeq and is a predicted model, not a curated record.